Messenger RNA from Mugil cephalus (flathead mullet), 2836 nucleotides. RefSeq names its product anaphase promoting complex subunit 5 (gene anapc5). Gene Ontology annotation, cellular component: anaphase-promoting complex. Gene Ontology annotation, molecular function: protein binding. NCBI's taxonomy places the organism in Eukaryota, Metazoa, Chordata, Actinopteri, Mugiliformes, Mugilidae. The transcript has 17 exons. The record is from RefSeq and is a predicted model, not a curated record. The coding region runs from base 311 to 2632 and encodes 773 amino acids. Gene Ontology annotation, biological process: protein K11-linked ubiquitination; anaphase-promoting complex-dependent catabolic process; positive regulation of mitotic metaphase/anaphase transition.
UAUUUUUAAGGUGACAGAAGGAGGGCGGUUUGAACGCAAAGAGCAAAUAGUUCGUGUUAACAUGUGUGAAUUCAGCCAAAAAUACCUGAUUAGACCGACGUCCUUCCACACAGUCAGUAAAAUACAUCAUCUGCUCGGUAUGUGCUAGCCGAUGCUAAACGUCAAUGUGUUAUUGCCUUCUUCGGAGGACUUAUUAGCUCACGUUAAAUGCAAGUUGUUUUGCUAGCGUGCUAGCUAGCUAGCUAGCUUCUUGUCCAUUCGUCUUGAACUUUUCUCAGUGGACCGCAGCAUCUGUAUAAACCUCCUGAAGAUGGCGAGUGUGCACGAAAGCUUGUAUUUCAACCCCAUGAUGACAAACGGAGUGGUCCAUGCUAACGUGUUUGGUAUCAAAGACUGGGUGACUCCGUAUAAGAUCUCCGUCCUGGCGCUGCUGUAUGAGAUGACCGCUUCCAAGAUCACGUUGCCAGAAAGAAGGCGACUUAACAAGCUGAUCCUGCCCCUGCAGCAGGGUCCAGACCUGACGCUUGGCCAGUUCCUGAAGACUGUGGAGGAGUGUUGUCCUCAGACCGCGUAUGCUGUUAAACUCAGGUUGCAUGAAAUGGCAGAUGGGGAGCUGAAAGACAUGGAGUUCUUCUUUUUCACUCUUCCCACUCCAUUCACUGCUUUUGAUUCGGAAGCUUAUAAAACCAGUGUUGUGGGUCUUUUCAUGAGACACAUGCUUCUGGCCUACAACAAGCUGUCUUUUAGUCAAGUCUACAAGCUGUACAAGUCGCUGCGCCACUACUAUCACAGUCACUAUGCCAAGCCUACGGAUGGGCAGGUGAGCUUGCCGGCGCUGGUCGCAGAUGACUCGGACAUGGACCUCACCAGCACUGAGGACACUGUGGGGGACAGAGUGGACAAAGAGGAGCUGGACAUACCGCUGCAUGAGUCAGAACUACGAAGUGACAAUACUCCAAGCAGAGGUCCCCUGUCACAAAAACAAGCAGAGUACUUUCUUGCAAGACAGGCCUACCUUCUGAAGAACGAUGAGAACAAAGCCCUAAAGCCAGCUUCACUGCAGGAAGAGCUCAACAACAUGCUGAAGUUUAACCCAGAUUUUGCUGAAGCGCAUUAUCUGAACUACUUGAACAGCAUGAGAGUCCAGGACAUCUUCCUCUCGGCUCACAGCCUCCUACAUUAUUUUGACCGCCUCAUCUUGUCCGGCAAUGAGGGAAAGAGCAACGGUGACGAGGGCUAUGGCCGAAGCCUCCGCUACGCUGCUCUUAACUUGGCAAGCCUGCACUGUCGCUUCGGUCACUACCACCAGGCCGAUCUGGCUCUACAGGAGGCUAUCCGGAUUGCCCAGGAGUCCAAUGAUCACGUGUGUUUGCAGCACUGCCUGAGUUGGCUCUAUACGCUGGAACAGAUGAAGGGAUCUGACAGCACAGUGUUAACGGAGGACUCGGUGAAAAUGGCUGCCCAUUUCUGCCUGCCAUACCUGGCCUCUCUGGGCAUUCAGUCUUUGGUCCAGCAGGGGGCGACACAGGGUAAGAUGGCGCACAAGCUGAUGGAUGCGCUGAAGGACACAGACAUCCUGCACUGGAAGCACAGUCUGUCAGAGCUCAUCGAAAUCAGCCUGGCUCAGACUACAUCCAUAUGGAGGAUGUACGGAAAGAGCACCAUGGCUCUGCAGCAGGCCCAGCUGCUUCUCAACAUGAGCAGUCUGGAACCAGUCAACUUCGGGGUCCAGCAGAACAACACAGAGGCCUUCGCCGUGGCUCUCUGCCACCUAGCUGAACUACACGCUGAGCAGGGCCUGUACAGUGCCGUUUCAGAGAUCGUUCAGCAUCUGAAAGAACAGUUUCCUCCUCACACGCAGCAUGCCAAGCUCUGGAUGCUGUGUGAUCUGAAAAUUCAGUUUGAGCGGCAUAUGAAUGAGGGGAAAUAUCACUUGGCUGAGCCUCUAGUCGCAGCUAUUUCUGCCUUAAACAAGACGGAGGGUCUUUACAGGAAAGCUCAAGUCCUGAAGGCUCUCAACCGUGGCACUGAAGCAUACAGUGUCCUACAGCGCCUACAGGUUCACUGUGAGAAGACUAAAUGUACAGAGAUGGUCAUCAGAGUGAUGCUGUCCACUGCCCAGCUCCACUGGGAGGCGUCUGGUUUCUCCACAGCUCUUCCUCUCCUCCUGCAGGCCUUGGCUCUGGCUAGACAGCACCACCUACAGUCCCUGGCCUCAGAAACUAUCCUUCACCUGGCCUUCACUCAGCUGAUGUUGGGUGUUCCUGAGCAGGCUCUGAAUGUCCUGCACGAAGCCAUGGAGCCCGUUCUAGCUCACGGAGCGGUUAUGGACAAGGGACGUGCCAUGCUACUGGCAGCUCGCUGUCAAAUGGCGAUGGCUGGGUUCAGGCCAAACAGACAAGGUCAAGCAGACUUGCGCCAGGCGGUUUUGGCUGUUGACACGCUGAACGAGGCCACAGCCUAUUUCUCCAAACUGAACUGUAAAGAGCGGCUCCGGGACAUCCACUACCUGCAGGCUCAGCUCCACCACUCUCUGGGACAGACGUUGCAGUGCAACAAAAGUGCCAUGCUCUUCCGGCUGCUGGACCAGGAGCUGCAGUCUCCGGCGCCACAAGUCUCAAUGCGUCUUUAACGAGUUUGCAUUUCGGCUGCUGGAAUGUGUACGACAUAUCUUCCAAUUCUGCUGCUGCCGUCAGACGAAAACAUUUCAUUCUUGCGUAGCUUCAACUCGAGGAAGCCCUGCAACCGUUUGCAUGCAGCACCGGGAUGAUGAUUGAAUGGAACAAUCUCAACAGUAAUGAAUAAAGAUGAGUUUCCAGUAGGUUAAGAACAAUAA